Messenger RNA from Drosophila sechellia, 1251 nucleotides. RefSeq lists its product as uncharacterized. The transcript has 2 exons. Bases 1070 to 1234 code for a protein of 54 amino acids. The record is from RefSeq and is a predicted model, not a curated record. NCBI's taxonomy places the organism in Eukaryota, Metazoa, Arthropoda, Insecta, Diptera, Drosophilidae.
GGCUACACGAAAAUACACAGCGCCUUCAUCCUUCUCGGUUUCGUGGCGAAAAACGGAAUAUAUCGUUAUUUCCAGUCGAAAAUCGCACUCAGACGCACCGAAAAUUCCUAAAAAUAAAGUGAAAAGUGAUCAGUUAAUAAUUAACGAAAUUGAUUUCGAAAACAUACGAAAAAAGCAGGCCAAAAACGAACAUUUUUUCGGUGGGCCGCGAAAGGCGUUGCCAAAUCAAAGGCCACAGGAUAAAACAACAGAUCCGCAACUAAAUUUCAAACUAAAUCCUAAACGCACGCACUAGAGCAAGAGGAAAAUCCUUAGCUACAAAAGAUUAAAUCAACUAAGCUAUACAAAAGUUAAUCAUACGCACCGUUAAUAAGCACCAAGUGAAAAACUGACAAGAGGAAAACGCAACGCAAAAAUAAAGGACAAACAAAGGAGUAAAACUCUCCAGAGAAACAGCAGAAAACAGCAGUAACAGCAAAGAACAUUCUGCUGCAUAAAUAAUACACUCGACAUACGUAUACGCCAUAUAGGCCAGGACAUACCAGCAAGAUAUACCACACACACACACGCACGCACUCACACAUACGGACGGGCAGGACGUGCUCCUGUUCUAUUAUUUAACUGCUUUCAACGUCAGCACCGCGUUCAACCCGACGAAAGUCGAUUGAAAGCCGCCUUCAACGGCCACAGCAUCCCUCUCUCUCAGCAAACACAAAAAACAAAAAGGAAAACGAGAGCGCGAGUCCUGUGCCUGCGCCAGUGUGUGUGUGUGCGUGUGUUCGCGACAGCAGGAGCGACGUCAACGUCAAUCCGCUCAAUAUUUAUACAUUGAACCGAGUCUCCAGGCCCACGAGUCUUGCGGCCCUCACAACGCAGAUGCUCCUGGACCUCCGCUGGGGCCCAAAAUAAAUAACAUCUGACAGCUGCCCAGAGUCCUGAAUUCGGAGUCCUGAAAGAGCACUCAGCGGUUAGGGGCUAAAAAAGAAGCAGAGCCAAAGCGCGUGGCGAUACAAUUUCGCUCUGAAAACACCAACCAAUUUGAACGCGAUCCUACAACGAAAACAAAACAAUGGGCGCCAAGGAAAGUGUCGAGGCAGCCGCCAAAAUGAACGCCGAUGGUUGGGGCCAUGUGGAGCGAUCAAGUCGCUACCACAACCAUCGGCACAACCAGCGGUCACAGUCGCUGAAUCGCGGACAGGCGCUCUCGCAGGCGGACGUGAGCGGCAUGUGGUGACAUCGGGGUGCCUCUGG